Drechmeria coniospora is the source of this 303-nucleotide messenger RNA. RefSeq lists its product as uncharacterized. The transcript has a single exon. Bases 1 to 303 code for a protein of 100 amino acids. NCBI's taxonomy places the organism in Eukaryota, Fungi, Ascomycota, Sordariomycetes, Hypocreales, Ophiocordycipitaceae. The record is from RefSeq and is a predicted model, not a curated record.
AUGACCGAGAUCUGUUCCAUGUUCGCCUUUGCUUGCGCUCUGGCCAUGCCCACCCUGAAUUCCGACGAGGCUACUGGAGCCGCUUCCAAAAUGGAGGUGCGCGUCAUAGCAUGGAGUUCUACCCCGAUUCAGGCCGUAGCAAGGCUCUUCAUUCCCGAGAUGCCUGCUGAUGGUGGUCCGGGGGGCCUGAGGAUCGAUGUCGGUGCAGCUGCAUUAAAGUCCAUUUACAUGCCCGUCUUCGUCGGCAACCUCAACAUCGCCCUGCCAAUGGACCUGUUCCCAAACGGAGUGAAAUGGACUUGA